Molecule: messenger RNA, 648 nt
Organism: Cetraspora pellucida
Lineage: Eukaryota; Fungi; Glomeromycota; Glomeromycetes; Diversisporales; Gigasporaceae
Source: the annotation of a GenBank genome assembly
AUGGUAAUACAUAUAUGUGAUAGAUGUGGAAAAGAUUUUCCUAAAUUAGCAAAACUUCGUAUAUAUCUAGAACGAAAAAAUCUAUGUAAACUUAAUAUUCCAUUACAACAAAAUUUAGCUAUAGAUCAAAUUCCGAUACAAACCCAUGUUCCAAUAGGUAAUUUAAUUCAAUUGGAUGAUAUACCAUUAUUACCUAUUCAAAGCUCAGACAAUGUUUUUUCGAAUCUUCCCCAAAAUGAUACAGAAUGGUUAGAUAAUAUAGAAGAUAAAUAUAAUACAAAUACUGAUGAAAAAUGGACCAAAUUAGCUGGAACCUUGCUCUAUGACUAUCCAAAAAGAAAUAUCAUAAAGAUAGAAGGUAAUUUUGGUGGUAAACCAGUAAGAAAAAACUAUAGACUAACGAACAAAGAGUUAAUAUUCAAAGAAUGCGAAUCUAAUUUAGAUCCUUUAAGACCCCAUCAGAACUUAACAGCAAUGAGUUUAUGGCAAGCAAUUAUUCCAUCUCCUGAAAAUAUAAAAUAUAGAUUUAAUUGUUAUGUUGAGAACUCCAAUAAAUAUUUAGAGGUUCCAUAUAUGCCUCAACUUAUAGCAAAUGCAAGAGAGCAAAUUACAAGGGUACUUAAAGUCGAAUUGCAGAAAAAAGAUUAA